Messenger RNA from Microthlaspi erraticum, 474 nucleotides. NCBI's taxonomy places the organism in Eukaryota, Viridiplantae, Streptophyta, Magnoliopsida, Brassicales, Brassicaceae. The record is from the annotation of a GenBank genome assembly.
AUGUUCGCGCUCGGCCAAAUCAUAUCCGUCCGUCUGAAGUCUCGGCCAAAGUUCAAACCGACCGGCCGAUCACGCAACACGACCCGGGAAACAUUGUCCCGCGGUCGGCCACGCACAACGCUCACGCCACGCCGCGCACGACCAGCCGCGCGAGCCGGGAACAAGCCUCGCGGCCGCGCAACCGUUCGCGUACCACGGCCGAUGCAUCCGUCCGAGCCGGGAAAGAACGUCCCGCGUCCGGCCGAGAACCAUCGGCCAAAUCUCAUCCGCCGACCACGCCGGCCGACCGUGAAUCCAUCCGGCCACGACCGUUCCGACUCGGCCACGACCCGAUGUCCGGCCGAUCGUCCCGACCGACCGUCCCAACGCCGCGGUCGACCCGAAGCCCGUUUUGAAGCCCAAUUUCAUAUUUUCAAGCCCGGCUUAACCCUAAGCCGCCUCAAAAGACCUAGCACUAUAUAUAUAGCUUUUUAG